Molecule: messenger RNA, 2515 nt
Organism: Pezoporus occidentalis (night parrot)
Lineage: Eukaryota; Metazoa; Chordata; Aves; Psittaciformes; Psittacidae
Gene: TARS3
Product: threonyl-tRNA synthetase 3
Exons: 19
Coding region: 78-2450 (790 amino acids)
Biological process (GO): threonyl-tRNA aminoacylation
Cellular component (GO): cytoplasm
Molecular function (GO): threonine-tRNA ligase activity; ATP binding
Source: RefSeq, a predicted model, not a curated record
GAGCGGCUGAGCUGGGGGCGGUGUCGAGCACGUUCCGCCGUAGAGGGGCGGAGCGAGUGCGCUGCUGCGGCGGGAAGAUGGCGGGCGCGGCUGCUGAGGUGGUGUCUCUGCGCCUGUCGCGGCAGGAGCAGGAGCUGCUCUGGCUGACGGCGGAGGUCGCCCAGCUGAAGGGGCAGGAGGCGCCGGGCUGUCCCGCGACCUGCAGCCCCGAACUGCAGCGGCUGAGGGCCGAGAACGAGAAGCUGCGCUACCGCCUCUUGCACCUGCGCCGCAGUCUGGCGGCCGAGCUGGGCAGGGCAGCGCCGGCGGAGCCCCCGGCCGGUGGCGAGAAAGUCUCCAGUGCAAGUCCAACUCUUGUGGUGACUCAAAAUAAAGAGGAAAAGAAAAAAGAAGCUGUGAACCUACAUCAGAAUGAUCUACAGCGUGAGCCAAGCUUCAUAGAAGACAGACUGAAGCUUUACGAAGCACUGAAAAAAGAACAUGAUGCUUUGCUAGCUUACAGAGUGGCCAACCAAAGCAAACCUAUCAAAAUUACUCUGACAGAUGGAAAGGUGGCUGAAGGGGAAUCCUGGAAAACCACACCAUAUCAAUUAGCUGUAGGAACUAGUCAAGCGUUGGCUGCAGACGCAGUCAUAGCGAAAGUGAACGGUGAACUGUGGGACCUGGAUCGUCCACUGGAGGGAGAUUGUACUCUGGAGCUGCUUAUGUUUGAUAAUGAAGAAGCAAAAGCUGUUUAUUGGCAUUCAAGUGCUCAUAUUCUUGGAGAGGCCAUGGAAGAUUAUUUUGGGGGCUGCUUAUGCUAUGGACCACCAAUUGAGAAUGGAUUUUAUUAUGACAUGUAUAUUGAAGAUAGAGGUGUAUCUAGUACUGAAUUCCCACUGCUAGAGAAUCGCUGUAAAAAUAUAAUGAAAGAGAAGCAGCCUUUUGAAAGGCUGGAAGUCAAAAAGGAGAUCCUCUUAGACAUGUUUAAGUAUAACAAGUUUAAGUGUCGGAUCCUUCAUGAGAAGGUGAACACAGCAACUACUACAAUAUACAGAUGUGGUCCACUGAUUGAUCUCUGCAGGGGUCCACAUGUCAGACACACAGGAAAAAUCAAGGCCCUUAAAAUACUUAAGAAUUCUUCUGCGUACUGGGAAGGAAAAUCUGACAUGGAAACUCUGCAGAGAAUAUAUGGAAUAUCUUUUCCUGAUAACAAAAUGAUGAAGGAAUGGGAGAAAUUCCAGGAAGAAGCCAGAAACCGGGAUCGUAGGAAAAUUGGAAAGGAACAAGAACUCUUCUUCUUCCAUGAUUUGAGUCCUGGAAGCUGCUUUUUCCUUCCCAGAGGUGCCUUUCUCUAUAAUACACUUGUGGAUUUCAUAAGAGAUGAAUAUUGGAGGCGUAAUUUUACUGAAGUUGUAUCUCCAAACAUCUUCAACAAUAAGCUCUGGGAAGCUUCAGGACACUGGCAACACUACAGUGAAAAUAUGUUCUCUUUUGAGAUUGAGAAGGAAACUUUUGCCCUUAAACCAAUGAAUUGUCCAGGACAUUGCUUGAUGUUUGCCCAUCGUCCACGAUCGUGGAGGGAAAUGCCUCUUAGACUUGCAGAUUUUGGAGUUCUUCAUCGAAAUGAACUCUCUGGGACUUUAAGUGGCUUGACUCGUGUAAGGCGCUUCCAACAGGAUGAUGCUCACAUCUUUUGCACAAUAGAACAGAUUGAAGAAGAAAUUAAGAGCUGUCUUGAUUUCUUGAAGUCAGUGUAUGCUGUCUUUGGUUUUACCUUUCAACUGCAUCUUUCUACAAGACCAGAAAAUUAUCUAGGAGAGUUAGAGAUCUGGAAUCAUGCAGAAAAGCAACUUCAAAACAGCUUGAAUAAUUUUGGAGAGCAAUGGAGUUUGAAUCCAGGAGAUGGAGCAUUUUAUGGUCCUAAGAUUGAUAUUAAAAUCAAAGAUGCUAUUGGCAGGUACCAUCAAUGUGCUACUGUCCAGCUUGACUUCCAGCUACCCAUUCGAUUUAAUCUUACUUAUGUUGGUAAGGAUGGCGAUGAUAAGAAAAGACCAGUGAUUAUUCACAGAGCUAUUUUGGGAUCUGUGGAGAGAAUGAUAGCUAUUCUAGCAGAAAAUUAUGGAGGAAAAUGGCCGUUCUGGCUGUCUCCGCGGCAGGUCAUGGUUGUGCCUGUGGGACCUACUUCUGAAGAAUAUGCACAGCAGGUUUGCAGCAAAUUUUUUGAAGCAGGAUUUAUGUCCGAUGUGGAUCUAGAUCAAAGUUGCACAUUAAACAAGAAAAUUAGAAAUGCACAGCUGGCCCAGUAUAACUUUAUCUUGGUGGUUGGAGAGAAGGAGAAAGCAAAUAAUGCUGUCAACGUGCGAACAAGAGACAACAAAGUUCAUGGAGAGAUUUCAGUAUCUUCUGCUAUUGAAAAACUCAAGAAAUUAAAGAGUUCGCGUAUUCCAUAUGCAGAAGAAGAAUUCUGAUGUUGCCAUUAGGAAAAAUAAUUAUUAGCUGCUCAUGUGAAAUGGUAUUUCUUUCCUCCUGUACA